Molecule: messenger RNA, 387 nt
Organism: Fomitiporia mediterranea MF3/22
Lineage: Eukaryota; Fungi; Basidiomycota; Agaricomycetes; Hymenochaetales; Hymenochaetaceae
Product: DNA-binding domain of Mlu1-box binding protein MBP1
Exons: 5
Cellular component (GO): SBF transcription complex; MBF transcription complex
Molecular function (GO): transcription regulator activity; DNA binding
Source: RefSeq, a predicted model, not a curated record
CCUGCGGCGGGACGCUUCCGUCCCUAUGCAAGCACGAGGCAUAGAGUGACUCGGGGCCGGUACAUCACUUCAAAUGACAGGCGCGGCUAUAUUCCCGUCUAUGAAUAUCCUCUUAAUGGCCAAUGGAUCAUGAUGGACAUUGAUGAUGGCUACAUCCUUUGGACGGGUAUUUGGAAAGGUGGGCGCCUCUCCGAUAUUGUAAAGAUGCUAGAAUCACAGCCCGACCUCGCCCCACAGCUCCGACGAGUUCGUGGAGGCUAUCUGAAAAUACAAGGAACGUGGAUGCCCUACGAGGUUGCUCUACGCUUGGCGAGACGAGUGGCGUGGACGAUUCGUGAAGACUUGAUUCCGCUCUUUGGGUAUGAAUACAAAAUUGCUUAUCUUUAA